Messenger RNA from Amphimedon queenslandica, 2397 nucleotides. RefSeq names its product putative ankyrin repeat protein RF_0381. The record is from RefSeq and is a predicted model, not a curated record. The transcript has 2 exons. Bases 1 to 1857 code for a protein of 618 amino acids. Lineage: Eukaryota; Metazoa; Porifera; Demospongiae; Haplosclerida; Niphatidae. Gene Ontology annotation, molecular function: protein binding.
AUGUUUUCUUCACUUCUCAAUAAAGCUAGCACUUGGCCUAACUUUGACAUCAAUGCCACUACAAAUGAUGAUAAUGAAGGACGCACGUUAGUACAUCUUAUUACUGAACAAGGUUUGUCUCCUACUGCAGUUGAUAAGAAUGGCCUCACUGCUUUACAUUAUGCCUCAAUGUCUCUUAACUUAUCUCUCGUUAAAGAAUUGAUAACUACCUAUCAGUUAGAUCCUCAUCAAGCUGACAGUAAUGGUAAGCUACCAAUUCAUUAUGCUGCUGUAUUUGGUGAUAUUUUACUACUGGAAUUAUACGUGAAGGAUUACAAGUGUAGUCUGAGCCUAACAGAUAACGAAGGUUCGAAUGUUACUCACUUUUCAUCAUUUAAUGGUCACACUCACUUUAUCAAACAUCUGGUAGAGAAUCAUCAGUUAGAUCUGUGUGCUGUGAAUAAAAAAGGAAUGGCUCCUAUUCACUGUGCAUGUAGUAAUGGAAGAUUGAACUUGAUCCAGUACAUUGUAGAACACAUACCAUCAUCACUUGAACUACCAGUCAGAGGAUGUGGUCAUACCCCAUUCCUUACUGCAGUGUACUUCAAUCAGUUAGAAUUUAUUAAAUAUCUUAUUAGUAAGAAGUGUAAUCUAUCAGCUACUGAUGAUAAUGGGUCUGGAGCAGUUCACAUAUCAGUAGGGAGGGGUCACUUGAAUGUAUUGAAGUAUCUCAUUGAUAAUAAUUAUUGUAAUCCUAAUGCAACUGAUCAUCAAGGCUGUACACCACUGCAUGAUGCUGUUGUACAUGGACGGUUUGAAAUAUUAGAAUAUUUAUUGGAAAUAAAACCAAGGUUACUUAUUAAUGCACAAAAUAAAAAUGGUGGCACACCAUUACACUUUGCUUGUAUAAGAGGACAACAGAAGAUGGUAUCACUUCUAACAAGCUCUACUAAUAUCAAUCUACUAAUUACUAACAAGAAAGGACAGACACCACUACACAUAGCAGUUGCCUCUGGUCAAAAAGAUAUCGCUGAAGUUUUACUGUCUUCAGUUACUGGUAGUUCUACUCAUCAUGAUCUCCUUACAGCUACUGAUAAUGAAGGAUCCACUGUAUUUCAUGCAGCUUGCAGUAAAUGCCAUAUUGAUGUGUUUCUUUACUUGUGUAGUAUUCAUCUUGAUAGUAUUAAUACUUUGGAUAGUAGAAAGCGCACUAUACUUCAUGCAGCAUGUGAGGGUGGGAAUAUGGAAUUAGUACAACUUGUAAUUGACAAUUCUGGACUAGACCCUAAAGCAAGAGAUAAGGAUGGCAUUACUUGCAUGCACAUAUUGGCAGAAAGAGGCAAUAUUACAAUAUAUCAGUACAUAAAGGAUGAAGUAGCUUCUAACUACAUCCCUUGUGAUGAUAAUGGUCGUACUCCUCUUCAUUAUGCAUGUCUCUUCAAUCGUAUUAAGAUGGCACUGUAUCUCAUUAAUAGUUGUCAUUAUAAUCCUGAUGAUCCUGAUAAUAAUGGAUACACUUCAGUUCAUGGAGCAUGUGAAGCUGGUAACUUAGAAUUAGUUAUACAAUUUCUCACAGAACUUGGUUGUAAUGCACUAGCUGAAACUCGUGACAAGAAAACUCUACUUUAUUUUGCUAGUAAGAGUUCUAAUUUAGAGCUUGUUCGGUUUUUAGUUGACGUAUUCAGUUUAAAACCUCGUCCACAUGAUAUUGAUAUAGCUCAAUCAGUUAAUCCUGAUUCAUCAGUAGUUAAAUAUCUUCAAAAGAUUAACGAUGAUAUGAUAUUUGAUAUGAUGAAGGAAGAAAAAAGAAUGAAGGAAACUUACCAUGAGAAACUUGAACAACAACAGACCGACGCACAAAAAAAAGACAUAUCUUAAGCACUCAUUAUGUAUCAUCAUUACAUAUAUUGCACCACUUUGCCACCCUUACCAUUGUUCACCACUGUAGUACCUGUACCAUCAUCGCCAUUACAAUGGUUACCAAUAUCAUUAUACCAAUCCUAUGUAUAUCUUAUCACAAUCAAUAUUACCAUCUUGCCAUCGUAUUAACCCAUCAUCAUUACCUAUUCUACCACCUUGACACUAUCUAACUAACAUACACCACUUUAGUACCAUCAUCACCAUUACAUCAUAUACCCACAAUGGUUACCAAUGUUACCAAUCCUAUACAAUAUCAUAUCUUAAACACCAUCUUACCAUUACACCUAUCACACCUUAUCACCACCUUAUCACCAUCCCACCACCUUACAUACCAUUGUAUCACCAUUCUACUAUUACACCAUACACCAAUGGCUACCAAUAUCACCUAUACAAUACUUGUGUAAUAUCUUAACUUGUAUCACCAUUAAUCUUAACACCUUUAUACUAAGUUUGACAUUUAACCACCAUUGUCAUCUUAUCAUUACCAUGUACACCAAA